Myxozyma melibiosi is the source of this 2664-nucleotide messenger RNA. RefSeq names its product kinase-like domain-containing protein. The transcript has 4 exons. Gene Ontology annotation, cellular component: nucleus; cytoplasm. Gene Ontology annotation, molecular function: protein tyrosine kinase activity; ATP binding. The coding region runs from base 220 to 2541 and encodes 773 amino acids. The record is from RefSeq and is a predicted model, not a curated record. Lineage: Eukaryota; Fungi; Ascomycota; Lipomycetes; Lipomycetales; Lipomycetaceae. Gene Ontology annotation, biological process: protein phosphorylation; negative regulation of G2/MI transition of meiotic cell cycle.
GUUUAUUACCCUAACCACAAACGAAAACGUAAACAAACCGCGUCGCCUCGUCGCCCCUUUGCCCUUUUCCCCGCCCUUCGUCCGCCUUUGCCGAACCUGUCUUCUUUUUCCUCUUCUCAUCUUUGUCUUCUCUCAAUCCACGCAAGCAGAUCCCACCCCCUCCACGCGCAACAAACCUGCAUAUUGGCGUCUUUCAGCAACGACCAUCCUGACCCUGUAAUGGCUCCGAUGGCCGCUGUCGAGUCAUUUUCGCCGCUGUCGGCUCCCGCGCGCACUCCUGGUCGCAGAGUAUCGCCGACUCGCUCCUCCUCUCGCCGUGGCAGUGCUUCUUCUUCCGUUUCCUACUCGUCUUCGCCUUUCACUUCCGGUCGCGUUACAAGAGCAGCAGCCAAACACCCGCUCUCGCACAGCGUGCCUGCCGAACAGCUCUCGCCUCUCCGCCGCUCCACCGGCGUGCUUCAUCUUGAUCAGGCAUCGCUUGGCUCGCCUGUUCCCAAGCGCUCGUUUCUCUCGCAAUCUCCUGAUCUCCCGCACCAAGUGAAACGCGUCCAACCUCCUCCUUCGCCCCUCUCCAGAUCUGACGCGCCACCGUUUCCUACCUCUCCGUUCUCAGCUCCAACCGCCACCACCCCGGCCUCGCAGUCGAGACCACCGGCGUUUGCAAAGAGUAAACUCAGCAGCUUUGGUUUUGGCAAGAAGGAUCCGCCUGCGCCUCCGUCAGCAACCCAGCUUUUCAAAGUUCGCCGCACUCACUCGGUCGAAAACUUGCUCGCGCGCGACAGUCCGUUUUCAAGUAAUGGCCCGCUCCCGAGCGCGUCUUCUCACCCGCAUCCGCUCUCGCAGUCUUUGACGCCGUCGAAUAUGAACUCUGAAGAUGACGACGAUGUUGAUAUGAAGUCGUCAGGCUAUCGAUUUAAUUCUCUUGGUUUUGCGGCAAAGAAGAAACGACCGUCUCUUCCGGGCUCAGCAUCGUGGUCGACUCUCUCCAAUGCCAUGUCCUCGAAUUCAACAUCGUCUACAGAAACGCCUCCCAACUACCGUCUAGUCAAACCGUUCCAGCCUGCAUUCAUGAGCACCGGACUUCUGUCUAAGCGUAACCGGCAGAGUAACGAUUCAUUUGAAUCACGGCAUUUCGCGACUCCCGAGACACCAUGCAAAAGACCUGCUCAGCCUCAGUUUUCAGCUGCACCCUCGUCAUCUCUCAAGCCUUUGUCAGAUAUCUCUGUUCCCGACGUCUCCGAGACUUUCGAAAUGGCUAAUUCAGGCUAUGACUACGAAAUGCCGCCUACGCCUACCAAGGCUUUUGGGUCUCAGCAAGAGCCUUCGAUGCAUUUUCAAACAGCUACUGUGCCUCAGGGUUGGUCGAUCGCAAAUCCAGUCACUACCCCCGUGGAUUCCAGUUUCCAGUCAAUCUCGCCUACUGCCGGAAGCUUGCUCGACAUCAAGACUCCGAGUACACCAGCAAAGCCGGUUUUGGGGUACUUCAAUCCGUCGACCACUCCUGGCUCGAUUGCCGACUCGUUCUUGCAUGAGAAGUUCCAAGACGUGAGCGCCAUUGGCUCGGGCGAGUUUUCGUCGGUGUUUUUAGUCACUGAGCGCGAUUAUCCGCACAACAAGUACGCGAUAAAACGCAGCAAAACUGCUCUUAUGAGUCACAAGGCUUUGAAGAGACGCCUUGAGGAAGUCGAGAUCCUGAAAGAUCUCUCGUCACGGACUGAUAACGAGGACCGAGAGUACAUUAUCAAUUAUAUCAAUAAUUGGGAGUACCAGGGAUUUCUGUAUAUCAUGACCGACUACUGCGAGAACGGAAGUCUUGAUGUGUUUUUGGCUGAGCAUGGCCGCGUGUCGAAGUUGGAUGAAUGGCGGGUCUGGAAGAUCUUGGUUGAGAUUGCUUUGGGACUGCGGUUUAUUCAUGACGCGGGUUACAUCCACUUGGAUUUGAAGCCGGCCAAUGUUUUCAUUACUUUCGAAGGCUCAUUGAAGAUUGGCGAUUUUGGAAUGGCAACAAAGCUACCAGCGACCAAAGGAAUCGAGCGAGAAGGCGAUCGAGAGUAUAUUGCUCCCGAGGUGCUUGCGUUGCAAGAGUACUCCAAACCCGCCGAUAUCUUUUCGUUUGGGCUGAUCAUGCUCGAGAUUGCCGCCAACAUUGUGCUUCCUGACAAUGGCGCGCCCUGGCACAAGCUCCGGUCCGGUGAUCUUUCUGACGCAGGUCGAUUGAGCUCUAGCUCGGGCGAUCUGGCAAACGCGGGGAAUAACGCUAGCGGUCCGAAGAUUCCGUCGUGGGCGCCUAGCUUUAUGGCUGAUGACACCGACGCGCUAGAUCGGAUCGUGAAGUGGAUGCUGCGACCGAAUGCGAGCGAGAGACCGACGAUCGAGGAAGUGCUGGAGGCACCUGAGGUUCAGCUCGUGGAUACAAGGCGGAAAGCGGGAGCGAUCAUCUUUGAAGGAGAAUACGGUCCCAAGCCAGAUACGAAUGCGAUGAAGGAGGACGAAAAUGGCAAUAUGUUGGAUCCCGACGACGACUGGCGCAUGGAGCUAUAGUCCUCUCUAUCUGCUUCUAUCAGCCGUUCUUUUGAAACUUCUCAAUCGACUCUCCAGUUUUUGUUUCCGAUGCGAUCUCCACAAGUUGUUUUGCGUCUCCUCCAGUCUGUUAUUUUUGCCUCU